AUGGUUUUAUCAACACGGAAGAAGCGUAAGAGUUCAACCUUUUUACAAUCACCAUGGCACAAAGUAUAUCUACAAGGUUCAGAGUUAUGUCACAACAUCAGAAUUGCUGAACAAGAAUGGAACCUUGCGACAAAUACACUAAGUGAGAAGGUCGAUACAAAUGAGGCGAUAUCUCCAUCAAAGAGAAGGCUUCUUUCAUCUACACAUCUUAUGCAACAGCUUCUCCAACCAGCACCAACGUUUGUUUUCUUGGGCGACAACGCAGCUCUUAACUACGAAAUCGUGCUUUACUAUGUGUCGAGAAUCAACCUCGCUAAUUCAUGUUCUCUAAAAUGUCGCUCGGAUUUGGAUAAGAGCAUAAAUCGUCAAACUUCGAAGACAGCUAGUAAUCAAGAUCAGCAACAUUCUUUACUUGUCAAUGCUUUCAAUGAGAAAAUACAGAAGCUUGAAAGCAACUUCCAAAGUUUAGAGAGGACUACAUCAAUAUUAGACAUCAUCUUUGAAAUCCAAGACCUCGAAAGAUUCUCUAUGAUAAACCAUCUCGGCAAGUUUCAUAACCGCGCAAAGACCUUUAAAAGACUUAUUCCGCAUAAAUACGCUGUUGCGAUACAAAUGCCAAUGAACCUACCAGAGCCACUACAUUGUCUUCCUCUGUGA
Molecule: messenger RNA, 657 nt
Organism: Arabidopsis thaliana (thale cress)
Lineage: Eukaryota; Viridiplantae; Streptophyta; Magnoliopsida; Brassicales; Brassicaceae
Product: dentin sialophosphoprotein-like protein
Exons: 5
Coding region: 1-657 (218 amino acids)
Source: RefSeq, marked reviewed